AUGGAUAUCGACAUGAGCCGCCGCAACACCCACCCGAGGACUCUCUCGGACGACGAGCGGGCCGUCUUGGAAGAAUACAUUGAUUCCAUCCACUACUCGGCACGAUACUCUGACAGCGAGUAUGAGUACCGCCACGUCCAGCUGCCCAAAGCCAUGCUUAAGGCCAUUCCCAAGGCAUAUCACGACUCUCAAAAUGGCACGCUGAAGCUUCUUUGGGAGGAGGAGUGGCGCGCGCUUGGCAUCACGCAGAGUCUGGGCUGGGAGCAUUAUGAGGUCCACGAGCCGGAGCCGCAUAUUCUGCUGUUCAAGCGCCCUCUCAACUACCAACCCCCGCAGUGA
Messenger RNA from Verticillium alfalfae VaMs.102, 339 nucleotides. Its product is annotated as cyclin-dependent kinases regulatory subunit. NCBI's taxonomy places the organism in Eukaryota, Fungi, Ascomycota, Sordariomycetes, Glomerellales, Plectosphaerellaceae. The transcript has 3 exons. Gene Ontology annotation, biological process: regulation of mitotic cell cycle. Gene Ontology annotation, cellular component: SCF ubiquitin ligase complex; cyclin-dependent protein kinase holoenzyme complex. Gene Ontology annotation, molecular function: histone binding; cyclin-dependent protein serine/threonine kinase activator activity; ubiquitin binding. The coding region runs from base 1 to 339 and encodes 112 amino acids. The record is from RefSeq and is a predicted model, not a curated record.